Molecule: messenger RNA, 1545 nt
Organism: Oncorhynchus mykiss (rainbow trout)
Lineage: Eukaryota; Metazoa; Chordata; Actinopteri; Salmoniformes; Salmonidae
Product: retinol-binding protein 1
Molecular function (GO): lipid binding
Source: RefSeq, a predicted model, not a curated record
CAAGUAAACAGCGAUAUCGUAUCUCCUUUACCCUUUUUACUGGAAAUAAGGACACUAGAAACACACAGACAAUAUGCCAGUUGAUCUGAAUGGGUAUUGGAAAAUGAUCUCCAAUGACAACUUUGAGGAGUACAUGAAAGCCCUCGAUGUAAAUGUUGCCAUUAGGAAAAUUGCCAACUUGUUGAAGACUGACAAAGACAUCAGUGUUGAUGGUGAUCACAUGGUCAUCAAGACCCUCAGUACCUUUAAGAACUACAACAUGGAUUUCCAUGUUGGCAAGGAGUUUGAGGAGGAUCUGUCAGGGGUUGAUGACAGAAAAUGCAUGACAACUAUCUCAUGGGAGGGGGACAAGCUGGUGUGUGUUCAGAAGGGAGAGAAGGAGGGCCGAGGCUGGACCCAUUGGGUGGAGGGAGAUAAGCUUUAUUUGGAGCUGAGAGUUUGUGGAGUUGUGUGCAAGCAGGCUUUCCAGAAAACCUAAACCAGCACUGGAACAACAGAACGGCGCACCCGGCCUGAGAGGGCAAGACAGACAUGAACAUGACCCGAGCCUGUGACAGAGAACCCCUAUUGUAAUCAUCUGUCUGCUCAUCCAUCCAUUCUUCCUUAUUUCCAUCCAUCCUUUUACAUUUAAUUCCAUCAAGACUGUUACAUUGCCCCACUCAAACUAUCCACAACAGGGGAGAUGUAACAAAAAGGAAAACAACUGUUCAUCACUGUACUGUAACUCUGUGCUCAAUUGAUGAACAUGUUAUAUGUGUGUGUACGCAUUUGCACUGCAGUAGGUGUGGUAGGCUUUGUGAUUAGUGCCUCAGUCUCUGAUGAUGCACCGGACUGAUAACUGGUGGUAAGCUUGACCACUACCGAGGAAGUUUACAGUGUAAAGUCAACUCAUAUUUGGGCCAUGAGAGAAGCAGUGAAAUGAAUUCAAACACACAAACUUUGGAUGCUACAUUUUAGGAUACAUAAAGAAAUGAAAAAUCUGUAUAGAAAAGAGUGAAGUAAAUAGUACAAAUAAAUGUAAGAAGAUGCAGUGAUCACGUAACCAGGAAAACUGGAUAUGAAAAAGACAAGUGGAUUAUUCGUUGGAUUCAUGAAAUUGAAUGUAAAAAAAUUAAUUAAAAAAAUACACAGUUUGUCUCUUUGUGUCUAAAAAAAUCCACUCUUACCUUUGAUCAUCCCGAGGGAUUUUAAAAGUACCCUUUCCCAAUCCCAGUGACAGAUGGACCUCUGGAGACAGACAGACAUGGAGAGAGAAGAAAAAAAGGUAAUCACUCAUUUUGGCUAAACCAAUCAAAUCAAUACAUUUUAAUCUAUAAAGCCCAACAGUUAUCACAAAGUGCUUUACGUGGUCUAUUCCCACAAAUUCUGGUUUACAUAAUCAAUCAUUCAAUGAGCAGCCCAUUAAGCAAUCUAUCAAACAGUUAUCAUCACUAGCCUUCUCAUACCUUUUUACUUUGCUUAGUCAGCUGCACUGGCGAUUUUAGCAUGUAAAUCUUGGUGGGGCAAAAAAAAAAGAAGGUGGGAUGCAUGCCAGCAAAGCCACUA